Sarcophilus harrisii (Tasmanian devil) is the source of this 1581-nucleotide messenger RNA. Its product is annotated as basic proline-rich protein-like. Gene Ontology annotation, molecular function: serine-type endopeptidase activity. Gene Ontology annotation, biological process: proteolysis. NCBI's taxonomy places the organism in Eukaryota, Metazoa, Chordata, Mammalia, Dasyuromorphia, Dasyuridae. The transcript has 5 exons. The record is from RefSeq and is a predicted model, not a curated record. Bases 1 to 1581 code for a protein of 526 amino acids.
AUGGGGGCUCCAGACCUCCCGGCCCCCCGGCCCCUGGCCCCGCCCCAGGGGGUCCCGGCCCCCCCCCCCCACCCGUUGGCCCGGACCAGAGGGUCCCUGCCCCCCGGCAACUGGGGGCUCCCGGGCCUCCCGGCCCCCGCCCCUGGCCAGCCCCGGGGUCCCUGUCCCCUGGCCCCUCGACUCCCUGGCCAGCAACCAGAGGGUCCCAGACCCCCUGGCCCCCUGACCUCCCGGCCAGCAAGUCCAAACAUUUGGGCCGGAUCCGGCUGCUCAAACCGGACCCUGGAUGGCCCCCGACUCAGAAGUGGCCCCAGAAAGGUGGGGUUGGGUUUCGGGCGAGCGCUGGGACUGGGGUGGGCUCCUGGUGGGGCUGGGCCCUGGGCUCUGGCUGACACAGAAGUACCUGGUCCUUGGCCUCAGCACGCAGCUGAGCCCCAGUCAGAGGGCAGUCCAGGAGCCCGCCUUGCUGCACCCCUGCCCCAGCCAGUGGCUGAAGCAGCUGGGUUUUGGACCGUUCCGGCCCCAAUCGUCAAAGCCAUCGUCCCCUGGCCUGGACCCGUGAGCGAGAUGGCCUCUGAAGCCAUCGUCCCCUGGGCCGGCCCAGCUCCCGCUAUGGUACAGGGACUAGAUCUGAGGAACUUGCCAGGAACUGCCAGCGGUGACCGCCUUCCGCCUUCCCUGGCUCUGUUCUCCGGCUCCCUCACCUACCCGGGCCCAUUCCUCUCCCCAGUGUUGCCCCCUUCGUCCCAGUCAGUGCCCCCAGCCCCUGCUCACUCACAGCCUCCUCUCUUUUCCGGAGCUCUACAGGCAUUGGCCUGGGGAACCUCGGGCCCAUCGGUGCCCAAAUCCCAGCCCGAUGGCGACUCCUCAGGGGCCGGCCCUUCCAGCACUGAGGGCCGACUGGCCCCUUCGUCCUUUCCAACCUCCUCUGCUCCCUCCCCCUUUCCCUCCUCGGCCCGUCUCUCCUCUCCGGCGGAACCCUCUAGGUCCAGGAGCCCUGUGCCCGACCACCAUCGGAUGCAGCAGGAGCAACCCCUCAGGGUCACCUUGGACCAGUGUCGCUUGGGCCUGGGCUGGAGGAGCAGUUUCCAAGCCUAUUGGCUCUUCCAGACGGCCUUGUCCUCUGAGCAGGAGCUAGACGAGUGCGGCAUGCGUCCGGGCUUCGCGGCUCGGUGCCCCACCUGCUGGGAGGCCGAGGAAGGCGAGUUCCCCUGGGUGGUCUCCUUGCAGUUCUCCCUGUCCCACUUCUGUUCGGGCUCCAUCCUGAAUGAAUGGUGGGUCCUGACCACCGCCAGCUGCGCCAACUUCAUACGGAAUUCAGAAACCCUGGCCCAGGUCCAGGCCGGCGUCACCGACUUGGAAGACCAAGUUCGGGCCCAGCUCGUGGGCAUCCACCGGGUCUUGCCGUACUUUGGGCUCGAAGGGCCCACGGGCUUGGGCCUGAUCCUGCUCAAGGAGCCCUUGCGCUUCCAGCCCCGAGCUGGCCGUUGCCUCGGGGGCCCUCAAGGGGCCCCAACACCUCGGCGGAACCCUCACGCUGGGUCCCGGCUGGACCCUAUCAAAGGGUGCUGUGGAAACUGA